AAUAAUAAUAAUAAUAAUAAUAAUAAUAAUAAUAAUAAUAAUAAUAAUAAUAAUAAUAAUAAUAAUAAUAAUAAUAAUAAUAAUAAUAAUAAUAAUAAUAAUAAUAAUAAUAAUAAUAAUAAUAAUAAUAAUAAUAAUAAUAAUAAUAAUAAUAAUAAUAAUAAUAAUAAUAAUAAUAAUAAUAAUAAUAAUAAUAAUAAUAAUAAUAAUAAUAAUAAUAAUAAUAAUAAUAUUAAUAAUAAUAAUAAUAAUAAUAAUAAUAAUAAUAAUAAUAAUAAUAAUAAUAAUAAUAAUAAUAAUAAUAAUAAUAAUAAUAAUAAUAAUAAUAAUAAUAAUAAUAAUAAUAAUAAUAAUAAUAAUAAUAAUAAUAAUAAUAAUAAUAAUAAUAAUAAUAAUAAUAAUAAUAAUAAUAAUAAUAAUAAUAAUAAUAAUAAUAAUAAUAAUAAUAAUAAUAAUAAUAAUAAUAAUAAUAAUAAUAAUAAUAAUAAUAAUAAUAAUAAUAAUAAUAAUAAUAAUAAUAAUAAUAAUAAUAAUAAUAAUAAUAAUAAUAAUAAUAAUAAAAAUAAUAAUAAUAAUAAUAAUAAUAAUAAUAAUAAUAAUAAUAAUAAUAAUAAUAAUAAUAAUAAUAAUAAUAAUAAUAAUAAUAAUAAUAAUAAUAAUAAUAAUAAUAAUAAUAAAAAUAAUAAUAAUAAUAAUUAUUAUAAUAAUAAUAAUAAUAAUAAUAAUAAUAAUAAUAAUAAUAAUAAUAAUAAUAAUAAUAAUAAUAAUAAUAAUAAUAAUAAUAAUAAUAAUAAUAAUAAUAAU
Messenger RNA from Wyeomyia smithii (pitcher-plant mosquito), 804 nucleotides. RefSeq lists its product as uncharacterized. The record is from RefSeq and is a predicted model, not a curated record. The transcript has a single exon. The annotation marks the transcript as partial. NCBI's taxonomy places the organism in Eukaryota, Metazoa, Arthropoda, Insecta, Diptera, Culicidae.